CGGCGGCGGCGAGCGGGCCGAGCGGAGCCGGGAUGCCCUACAAGCUGAAGAAGGAGAAGGAGCCUCCAAAGUCUGCUAAAAGCACCACAAAGCCCAGCAGCGGCAGCAGUGGUGGGAAGGAUGGUGGGGCAGAGAAUUCAGAGGAGGUCCAGCAGCAGCAGCCGCCACCACCGACUUCAAAUAAGCGCCCCAGUAACAGCACCCCCCCGCCAACGCAGCUGAAUAAGAUCAAGUACUCCGGAGGACCCCAGAUUGUAAAGAAGGAGCGACGGCACAGCUCCUCCCGCUUCAACCUGACCAAAAACAGGGAACUGCAAAAGCUCCCUGCGCUCAAAGAUGCUCCCGCUCAUGAACGAGAAGAGCUCUUCAUACAGAAGCUGCGACAAUGCUGUGUUCUCUUCGACUUCAUCUCCGACCCACUCAGUGACUUGAAGUUCAAGGAGGUGAAGCGAGCUGGUCUCAAUGAGAUGGUGGAGUACAUCACGCAUAACCGGGAUGUCGUCACCGAGGCCAUCUACCCUGAAGCUGUCAUCAUGUUUUCAGUGAACCUCUUCCGGACCCUCCCCCCCUCAUCCAAUCCAACCGGAGCAGAGUUUGACCCCGAGGAGGAUGAACCCACACUAGAAGCUGCCUGGCCACACCUCCAGCUAGUGUAUGAAUUCUUCCUGCGGUUCCUGGAGUCGCCCGACUUUCAGCCAAAUAUAGCCAAGAAAUACAUUGACCAGAAGUUUGUAUUGUCACUGCUGGAUUUGUUCGACAGUGAAGAUCCCAGAGAGCGGGACUUCCUGAAGACCAUCUUACACCGGAUUUACGGGAAGUUCCUGGGCCUGCGAGCGUACGUGAGGCGGCAGAUCAACAACAUCUUUUACAGGUUUAUCUAUGAAACAGAGCAUCACAAUGGGAUUGCAGAGCUGCUGGAGAUCUUGGGCAGUAUAAUCAAUGGGUUCGCUUUGCCUCUGAAGGAAGAGCACAAGAUGUUCCUCAUCCGGGUCUUGCUACCUUUGCACAAGGUGAAAUCGCUGAGCGUCUACCACCCACAGUUGGCGUACUGUGUUGUGCAGUUCCUGGAGAAAGACAGCAGCUUGACCGAACCGGUGAUUGUGGGCUUGCUGAAGUUUUGGCCGAAAACGCACAGUCCCAAGGAGGUGAUGUUUCUGAACGAGCUGGAGGAAAUACUGGAUGUGAUCGAGCCCUCCGAGUUCGUGAAGGUCAUGGAGCCCCUAUUCAGGCAGCUGGCCAAGUGUGUUUCCAGCCCACACUUCCAGGUGGCCGAGCGAGCGCUGUACUACUGGAACAACGAGUACAUCAUGAGCCUGAUCAGCGACAAUGCAGCCAAAAUUCUCCCCAUCAUGUUCCCGGCACUCUACAAGAAUUCCAAGAGUCACUGGAACAAGACGAUCCAUGGCCUGAUCUACAACGCCCUGAAGCUGUUCAUGGAGAUGAACCAGAAGCUGUUUGAUGACUGCACACAGCAAUACAAGGCAGAGAAGCAGAAGGGGAGGUUCAAGCUGAGGGAGCGAGAAGAGAUGUGGCACAAGGUUGAGGAGCUGGCCCGGCAGAACCCCCAGUACCCCAUGUAUUACGCUCCCCCACCCUUGCCUCCGGUUUACUGCAUGGAGACAGAGACCCCAACUGCAGAGGACAUUCAGCUACUGAAGAAAACGGUGGAGACAGAGGCUGUGCAGAUGCUGAAAGACAUCAAGAAGGAGAAGGUUUUGCUGCGUCGGAAAUCUGAGCUUCCUCAGGAUGUCUACACUAUAAAAGCCCUGGAGGCCCACAAGAGAGCAGAAGAAUUCCUCACCUCAAGCCAAGAGGCGCUCUGACGGGCUAGGGAGCUGCCCUGGGAGGCCUGGCCCCCAUUUCCCCCCCCCCGGGGUACCCAGAAAUGCACUUGGUUCUAAUGUAUAACUAGGGAAUGAACAUGGUGAGCUGUGCCUGUCCACGCCAUUCUCAUUCUUUCAGGGUAGAUUUGGUUUUACAUUGUACCUCGUAUCUCAUUGCAUUGUUACAUCCUCCUGCUUUUUCCUUUAACGCUGUUUUGUGUGCGCGUUUGCAAAGGGAGCCCGGCCAGUCCAUGUUCGCAUCAUUCCAUUCCCUGCUACUUACUGACGCAGGACCAAAGCCUCCCCCAAACGCUCAGUGUCUGGGUGGGAUUCCUCAGCCAGAGACUACAUCACAUGGUUCUGCACACAGCCCAAGGCCCUGUGCACGGACCAUCCUCCACACCCACCCCUGCUCCAUCUGUGCAUCAGAGACCCGUAGCCAUGACAGCGGAGAGAGGCUCGGUUGGUUGAAUCAAGUCCAUCCACAGGGCAGGUUUGUUCACUACAGUGAGUUCUCAAGGGCCUUUUCUAGUCGCAUUGUAACUGUCCUCGAUGGGAGGUGAUUCCACUGGUUAAUAAUCUGGCUUGGCAAGAACAGUUAUUUACCUUAACUUUUCCUUUACUUAACUGAAUCUCCCCAGUCUGUUCUCUCCCCCUCCUCCCACCCCCACCAUAAGGUGGGCUAAUCCUUUUCUGGGUGAAGUGCUCUGCAGUCUCUGAAUGUAAGCACAUUAUUACUCAUAUUCCUUUGUACCCCCCUCAAAUAAUUACCCUCUCCCUUCUUCGGUUAGCAUGAUUCCCCCACCCCCCAAAGGUUUUUAUUGGCCAAACUCUGAGGAAAGAUUGUCACUUCCUCCAACCAUUGUUGCUCCCGUCUUAAGUUCCCUCAGACUUGUCACUGUAUUUCCAGUAAUGAAGUGCCCGAAUUUAACAUGCUAUUCCAGGAGCACGUGACCAAUGUGUCCCUGCUCUGUGAUGUGUCUGCAUACUCAACCCCAAGUUGU
Messenger RNA from Emys orbicularis (European pond turtle), 2827 nucleotides. It is a transcript of the gene PPP2R5D, whose product is annotated as protein phosphatase 2 regulatory subunit B'delta. Gene Ontology annotation, biological process: signal transduction; protein dephosphorylation. NCBI's taxonomy places the organism in Eukaryota, Metazoa, Chordata, Testudines, Emydidae. Gene Ontology annotation, molecular function: protein phosphatase activator activity. Gene Ontology annotation, cellular component: nucleus; cytosol; protein phosphatase type 2A complex. The coding region runs from base 33 to 1823 and encodes 596 amino acids. The record is from RefSeq and is a predicted model, not a curated record. The transcript is spliced from 16 exons.